Molecule: messenger RNA, 2075 nt
Organism: Helianthus annuus (common sunflower)
Lineage: Eukaryota; Viridiplantae; Streptophyta; Magnoliopsida; Asterales; Asteraceae
Product: heterogeneous nuclear ribonucleoprotein 1
Exons: 4
Coding region: 185-1618 (477 amino acids)
Molecular function (GO): RNA binding
Source: RefSeq, a predicted model, not a curated record
AAAAAAAAAAAAAAACCAUACAACAACAUGCCCUUUGAAAGAGAGAGUGGACAACCCACAUCCUCUGUUUUCAUUUUUUAUGUUUCUAGAUCUUCUUCGUCUUCAUCGUUUCUCAAAUCCACCUUCCAUUAAUGUUGAAAUUGAGAUAGCAUAUAGCUUAUAGCAACAGGACUAUUGUAAAGUUAUGGCAAUUCAACAAGGGAUUGUGGAGAAGGUGGAGCCGGAGCACGGUAAGUUGUUUAUCGGUGGGAUAUCGUGGGAUACGGAUGAGGAACGUUUGAAAGAGUAUUUUGGUAGUUAUGGUGAGGUUAUUGAGGCGGUUAUUAUGAGAGAUCGCUUGACGGGUCGUGCUAGAGGGUUUGGAUUUGUAGUGUUUGCUGAUCAUGUUGUUGCUGAGCGAGUUGUGAAGGAAAAACACAUGAUUGAUGGUCGAACCGUUGAGGCGAAAAAGGCGGUUCCAAGGGAAGAUCAUCAUGGACUAAACCGAACCGUUAAUAGCAUUCAAGGAUCUCCAGUGGGUCCCGUCGGGCGCACAAAGAAGAUAUUUGUAGGUGGUUUACCAUCAACCAUAACCGAAAACGAUUUCAAAAGUUAUUUCGAUCAAUUCGGUACAAUCACAGAUGUGGUCGUAAUGUAUGACCACAACACUCAAAGGCCAAGAGGUUUUGGUUUCAUUACAUACGAUUCAGAGGAAGCGGUAGAUAGAGUAUUAUACAAAACGUUUCAUGAACUAAACGGAAAAAUGGUCGAGGUCAAACGGGCCGUCCCUAAAGAGAUGUCUCCAGGCCCGAACCCGAAUCGUAGUCCUUUAAUCGGAUAUAAUUACGGGUUAAAUAGAGCAAGCGCGUUUCUCACAAAUAGCUACCCACAAGGUUACAAUAUGAGCCCGAUUGGCGGUUAUGGAGUUAGAAUGGACAGUCGGUUCAGCUCAAUUGUUGGCGGUCGAACCGGGUUCCCUCAAUUUAGCUCACCCGGUUAUGGUCCAGGCUUGAAUGUGGAGCCGUCUUUGAGCCCCACCGCAUUCGGUGGGUCUUCGGGCUAUGGGCGGGUUAUAAGUCCGUAUUUCGGUGGAAAUCCGAAUAGGUAUAGUACUCCUAUUGGAUAUAAUCAAGGUAGUGGGAGAACCGAGGGACCUAUCGGGUCAUCAACCCGAAGCGUAUGGGGAAAUGGUGGGCUCACAAGCCCAGGUGGGUCGGGGUCGGGGUCGGGUUCGUAUUUGGGUUCUGGAACCGGUGGGUUCGGAUUGUUUGGGAACAACGGAGCAAGUUGGGGUUCUUUGCCGUUGAAUUCUCAAAACGAUGGUGGAAAUAUAGGCGGGUUUAGUAGGGGCGAAGAGACUAAUUAUGGGAUAGUUGGAAGAAACAAUGUUACAAGUGGGACUACAACGUUACCGUUUAACGGGCCGAACAGUGAUCAUGACGGGUUCUAUGGUAAUGCGUACCGUGGGGGUUCAAUGUAUGGAGAUGCAACUUGGCAGUCUUCGGUUAACGAGGUUGAUGAUUCGGGUUCGUUCGGGCUUGGGCUUGACAAUGAAGAUGUGGUGGGCAGGAGUUCUGAAGGGUAUGUUGGGAAUUAUAGUAUUGCAAAUAGACAAACAAGUAGAGAAAUUGCUGCAUAGAAGCUUCACGUUUUGCAUACGGUAACACAACUUUAGCAGGAGGACCAUUUCAGUCGAACUGGAUUGCGUUUCUCGUACAUAUCCCUGUUAGCAUACGCCACAUCAGCAUCUUUAAUGCAAUGUGAUCUGAGGAUUCUUGAUAAGGUACAUUUAUACAUAUCAAGAAAGGCAGUUUAAAAAUGGGAUUUUGUUCGCGUUUAUGAAUUUUGAUUUCUAAUUGACAUUUAGGUUUCAUUAAAGUUGUAAAAUCGAGAACGAGUGAUAUAUUGUGCAUCCCUUUAAUAAGGGCAGUAUAAUAGAGCAAUAAUAUCUAUUUUUAUUCAUCAAAAACUGUUGUAAUUCUUGGCAGUGUUGCCAGUACUGUUUUCCAGUAUUUUUUCUAGCAAAUUACUUGAGUUUCUUUAUUUACUGACUGUAUUCCGGAUACGAGUUAAUAAGUUGAUUAUAAUUUGGAAUU